Messenger RNA from Amoebophrya sp. A25, 1226 nucleotides. The record is from the annotation of a GenBank genome assembly. Lineage: Eukaryota; Dinophyceae; Syndiniales; Amoebophryaceae.
CACGCGACUAGGCGUGGAAUUACUCUUUUUCCUAUGCAUCCGUCAUCAGGUAGAGCGUACAGGCAUGAUCGCGAGUCAAUCUAUUUGGGGAUUUUUUUACAUGGUAGAAAAGAACAAGGUAGGAAAACUUCAAAAUACAUUAAACAUGGAGUCAGUGCAGCUGGCGCGUAGUUCACUGGUGGGGGUCGACGAGAGGCAGCACCUUCCGGACCAAUGGCAGAGCCCGGAUCCCCUUGGUGCCGCUUACCUUGAGUGGCUGGCGACUACACCAGAGAGCGCUGACUUGGAGGAAUUGGCUGCCAUUCAGGCGUGGUUAUUCUCUCGGUAUAUGCAGCUCUACCCUGGCCAGAUAAUUGCGUUUGAGUUGUGGUGCGCAUGGGUCUUGGUAGACGAGUUAUUGUCCCCGCAAGGCGCUGCUUUCGUAUUAGUCGACGUGUUACAACGUGUAGUGUCAGGUCAUUGGCUAGCGCAUCAACGGUUUUCGCAGAAUUACACGCGCUGGCAGCUGGCAAUUGGUACCGAGAUACGGCAUUGCCUUCAGUGGACACGUGGGGAUCGGGGUAAAGUAUGGCUCAACACGAAUGCAUUACCCAUACCGCUUCGCAAGUAUUCGACUAGCUUUUGUCGCGAAGUUGAUGAGGACUUCAAGCGACAGCUGAAAAUAUCUUAUGGUUGGGCACCCAGGGAGCUGAAGUCAGGAGAUAUGCCACUAGCCUAUUGGGUUGUCGAGUCUUUAACAACCGUAGGUCGCGACGGCAAUGAGCAACAGCGCAAGGCGAUUCAGACACAGAUGCAGACUAAAGAGCCUUUUCAGGUCCUAGGGUCGUUAGAACUUGAUAUAAAGAUACAGGAGGUAAUUCAGUCUUAUUUACUUGAUCCGUGUAGUCGGACGUCUCAUGCAGCAGUGACGUCGCUUUUGCUUCGAUUGCUCGAUGUGUGCCCACGCACACACUAUAAGGAUCUGCAUAGCCUUGUCGACGUAUCAAUACCAAUCUCCACAUGACGAGAUCACGCACUUAUAGUUCUUCUGACACGGACAUACAAUUGACACAUGCACAUAAGACAUUCUUGCAAUGCACUAUCAAAAUACAUGAGCCUGUAAUUACAUCCAUCGCGUUACUGUGUAUAUCGGCAAGAUGGAGCCAUCCCAUAAUCCAGGAAUGUUAAAGGAUGAUGCGCAAUUCUCCUGUGAGAGACGCCGAUAUGUCUUGGCGCCGGGUUCCCGG